Ictalurus punctatus (channel catfish) is the source of this 2143-nucleotide messenger RNA. Its product is annotated as low affinity immunoglobulin gamma Fc region receptor II-a-like. Gene Ontology annotation, molecular function: transmembrane signaling receptor activity. Lineage: Eukaryota; Metazoa; Chordata; Actinopteri; Siluriformes; Ictaluridae. The transcript has 6 exons. The record is from RefSeq and is a predicted model, not a curated record. Gene Ontology annotation, biological process: cell surface receptor signaling pathway. Bases 1 to 1173 code for a protein of 390 amino acids.
AUGACAGUCGAUAAUGCAGGAGAAACAGAGUACAAGUGUCGCGCAUACAGGAGAAACUACGAGAGAGGGUACUACUACGGCUACUACUACUACUACCACUACUACUGCACAGAGAUCAGUGAUCCUGUCAAGAUUACAGUGAGAGAGAGACCAGGGGCAGUACUGAGUGUAUCUCCACAGAGCUGGCUGACUGAAGGAGACUCAGUGACUCUAAGCUGUGAGAUUACAGACUCCUCUACAGACUGGACAUUCAGCUGGUACACAGCUGUUCCCUACAGAGACGACUUAACUCAAAUAAAACAUAAUCAUGGCUAUAUCAUGUAUGUGGAGCUCCUCUCAGACAGCAGCAGAGGAUCUGGAGGCAACUACACUCUCAGUCCUGCUGCUCUUAAUCACACAGGAGUUUAUAUGUGCAGAGGAGAGAGAGGAGAACCAGCCUUUCACACACAGUACAGCAAUCCACAGACACUAUGGAUCACUGGUGAAUCUCCUCCAGUCUCUCUGAUCAUCAAUCCCAGCAGAACUCAACACUUUACUAAUGACUCUCUCUCACUGAGCUGUGAGGACCAGAGUAAAUCUACUGGAUGGAGAGUGAGACGAUACACACACAGUGAGAGAGUGUUAGAUUGUUCAAGGGGAUCAGUUACAGGAUCUACAUGUAAAAUCAGCUUCCUCUCCACAUCCUACACUGGAGUUUACUGGUGUGAGUCUGAAUCUGGAGAAAACAGUAAUCCUGUCAACAUCACAGUGCAUGAUGGGGAUGUGAUCCUGGAGAGUCCUGUCCAUCCUGUGACUGAGGGACAUCCUCUGACUCUACGCUGUUUAUAUCGAUACCCAAAUUCCUCAAACCUCCGAGCUGAUUUCUAUAAAGAUGGAUCAGUUCUCCAGACACAGACUACAGGAAAGAUGAUCAUCCGAACUGUCUCAAAGUCAGAUGAAGGUUUCUACCACUGUAAACACCCAGAGAGAGGAGAGUCACCGAAAAGCUGGGUCUCAGUCAGAGCGUCAGGUCCAUCAGGUGUGGAAGCUCCAUUCUCAGUGCUCAUGCUGAUCAGUAGUGUAGUGACGGCCUCUCCGUAUCUGCUGGUGACCAUCAUUCUGCUGGUCAAAUGUUACAGAGCUCGAGCUCACACUGAUGAAGAGAGGAUUGAGAAUGCAGUCAUAGAGGAGUGAGCAAAGUUCAUCUGUAAAAAGAGGAUGCAUUUACUGUCAAAUAAUUUCAUCAUUUCUUGUUCUUUAAUGCUUUGUGGGAUUUUAAAAUAAUACUGAUUUGUCAUUUUGAUGCCAUGCUGUUAUUUGCUCAGCAUCUUAUAGACACCUUCAUUGUUCUGACUGGAUUUGUUUAGCUGAAGCCUGCAAACCUCCUCAUGAGGUGAAAGUUACCAUGUGUGUAUCUCCAAUAACGCUUACAUGCUGCUAAUGCAAUGCAGAGUAAAAAAUGAACAAAGACUCUUAUAAAAAUAUUAAUCAAGGGGAAAUGUUGAUGCAGAGAGUGUAUAUGGUUUAAAUUGCGUUAUUUCAGAAUGAAAAUGUGCAGUGUAAUGUUUUCCAGUGUAGGUUGUAUUUUCUGUAAGCUGACUACAGUCAGAGCGGUUGGUGAAAAGCCCAGUGUUACUGGAGUUAAAGUAAGUUAAGCUUUGUAUGGAUGCGAUAUAAAAACAAGGUCAUUGACUGUCAUCUGAAACAUGGUGGGAACUAAUAUUGUGUUUUGUGCCUUCUCAGUAUUAGUUCUACCACUACUGUAUUUGUACUGCUGUGUUUUCUAUUUUUUUGUGAGAUUAGCUCUAGUUGGAUAACGAGGAGUAGAUUUACAAUCUCAGUUACACACUGUUGUUAGAUUUGUUCGACUUUUCAGCUGUGUGAACUUUAAUUGUAGUUGUGUGAGGAGAUUUGUGGAUGAAAUGAUUUGAUCAAUUCAAUAAAUGCAUCAUUAUCAGUUCACUGAAUUAUUUAACCUGGUAGCAAUAAUGUAUCAUAUGAAGUACAAGUAAUACUCUGAGAAAACUCUUGUGCCUUUGUCAAUAUCAGCAUUUUUACCAUUUUGUAUUUUUAUACAAUGAUGUACUUUUCAUUGUCGUAUACUGUCUCUUGUCUCCUGCUGUAAGAUUGUAAUUUCCCACAUGGGAUUAAUAAAGUGUUAUCU